Messenger RNA from Anopheles stephensi (Asian malaria mosquito), 2240 nucleotides. Its product is annotated as ovochymase-2-like. NCBI's taxonomy places the organism in Eukaryota, Metazoa, Arthropoda, Insecta, Diptera, Culicidae. Gene Ontology annotation, molecular function: serine-type endopeptidase activity. Gene Ontology annotation, biological process: proteolysis. The transcript has 5 exons. Bases 168 to 1889 code for a protein of 573 amino acids. The record is from RefSeq and is a predicted model, not a curated record.
GAAUUGUUUUCUUACUAAGGCAUUCUAGUUUAGUUUAUUUUAAUAAGCUAUUACAAAACUAACGAGCAAAACAUGAGUUACUUUACGGAUUUCCCUCGUUAGCUUCCUAUGCAUGUUUACGUGCGUUUCGCACGAACUCACAGCGAUUGAUAAGCCGCUUCCUAGUCAUGUGGCAAACCUUCACCUCAGCUGUCAGUCAAACCAUGUCCGUCGUGCGUAUGGUCGGUGCGUUCGCUCUCAUCCUACUAUCGCUCGUCAUCCACCGGCAAAUCGAUGCAAUCGCAUCCAAACCCAUCUGUGGCCAGCGUCCCAUUGCCACCCCGGGCACCAUCACCUACGCCCCGUCCCAGAGCUGGCCCGGUCAGUUUCCGUGGCAUAUUGCGCUGUACCGUACGGAGCAACACCUCUCGAUUUCGUACGCUUGCGGUGGAUUUCUCGUGGGCGAACGGACCGUAAUUACCGCGGCCCAUUGCGUCACGGCUCCCAGCGGUUAUCAGAUGACAGCGGAUGAGCUGAUCGUCCGCCUGGGACUGUACGAUCUGCUUACACUCGGCCGCCAGUCCCAGGAGCAUCGUGUGGGCAAGAUUCAUCGACACGGUAACUUUACGCUCGGCUCACCCCGGCAUGACCUUGCCCUGCUGACGCUGAGGACCGUCGUGGAGUUUGGUGACUUUGUACAGCCAAUCUGUUUGCCGGUGGACGAGACCACGUUGGACGGGGUGAAGUUUGGGGUCGUUUCGGGCUGGGGAUUGACGGAGAUGGAUACCCCGGCAAGGAUACUGCGAUGGACGACGAUGCCAGUGGUUAGCUUCUUUCGGUGUCUUGAAAGUGAUUCCACACUUUUCGGGCCCGUGCUGUACGAGGGAAUGUUCUGUGCCGGGUGGGGAAAUGGAACCAAUGUCUGCAACGGUGACAGUGGAGGUGCAUUCGUUGCCAACCUUAACGGCAGUUGGACAGCGCUUGGGGUUGUGUCCUUCACAGGAGUGCGAGAGGACAUCAACGGACCUCAGCAACCGUUUCGAUGCAAUACCGAAAGCUUAUCCGGAUUCAUCAGCCUUCCCAAGUACCUUGACUGGAUUGCAUCUGUAGCCUUGUUGGAAGAAGACAAUUCGUCCAGCCGCGUCGUUACGGACUCCAAUAUUUCGACGACUUCGUCAGUAAGAAUUAGUGAACAAAUGUGUCAAUCGUAUCGGGAGAGUUGCUCCGGAAACGAGGACUUCUCAUAUCUAACGUCAAUGGUUCGGCCUGUCCACGUUGGAGGAACUCCCGGUCGGUACGCUCGGUUGGUGAUUGAUUGCUUCGCCGUUCUGAUAAGUGACCGCUUUCUACUGGCUCCGGCCAGCUGUUAUGGGAGUGCAGCCCACCAAUUCGUGCUGCUGGAGGUGGCCGGCCAGGCUGUAGACUACCGCAUAAAGACGUCCCAUCGACACCCGAACUUUGUCAACAACGGCCCAACGCAGGACCAAAGCAAUCUCGCGCUAAUCGAACUGGAACGGAAGGUGUCCCUGUCCACCUGUCAGUUUGUGUGCCUUUGGACCGGUGCGGUGGAAAGUGAGCCGACCCUGCCCGACAACAUCUUUCUCUACUCGGCCGUGAAUGUUUCGGCCGGUGACAAAUCGAUCGAGUCGCCGGAGGUGACAUCCCGGGGGAGCCGCUGCUACGAUGAGUUGUUGGCGCCCAGGGUGAUGCAGCAGCAGCAGGGUCUGGACGGCAGCAGGGACGAUCGAUUGGUGGGCAUUGUUCUCGAGCGGACCUGCACGAAGAUACGCUUGAUCAAGGUAGCUCCAUUUCUGGACUGGAUCGAGCGGAUUGUAUGGCCGCAGGACACAGGGAACACGGGCACGGAGAACUACACAACACACCAGAUUGAACAGUUCAGUACAAUCUAGGAUAAGUUUUAUUUCAUUUUGAUGACUUCCCGCUCAGCACGGCACAUUUCUUUACUGGUUUACUAGUAGGAAUUCACAUGAUUUUCCAUCCAUCCUCUUGAUGAGCUCAUCACAAGCCACCGACGGCGUGUGUCCCUGUGUAGCGCUCCUGACUCCUGCUCCGACAAACUGUUGUCCUCACAUACUUAGCUUCUGACACAUUUGUUUUAAGAUACAAUCACAAUAAUGAACGUUUCGCGCACUAUGAACGUGGUACUAACUCUAAGUGUGUGUGUGUUGAUCAUUUCCAAUACAAGAAUUGAGGAAAUACUUAAACGAAAACCCAUGCCUCCCAACAACUUGCCCCAUCAU